This is a messenger RNA of Oncorhynchus keta (chum salmon), 1347 nucleotides long. Its product is annotated as chymotrypsin-like elastase family member 2A. Gene Ontology annotation, molecular function: serine-type endopeptidase activity. Gene Ontology annotation, biological process: proteolysis. Bases 98 to 1129 code for a protein of 343 amino acids. The record is from RefSeq and is a predicted model, not a curated record. The transcript is spliced from 7 exons. NCBI's taxonomy places the organism in Eukaryota, Metazoa, Chordata, Actinopteri, Salmoniformes, Salmonidae.
UCUCGUAAGUCGUCAUAUCGUGAGAGUGGGCAGAGCAGGAAGAAGAGUGGAGGAGUGAUGAAGUCACUGAAGCGAUGUGUUCGCUCCUCAAACCCCAAUGAAUGACACUGGAAGAACACUGAGAAGUGCUAUAUAUAUAGUGUGCUGUGUGUGCGAGGCAGUGAUUCUGCUGAAGAUGGUUGAUGUUCCAGGGUCUCCACUCCUAUCUCUGCUGCUGCUACUGUGUGUGUCGCCUCUGCCUGCCGCCACAUACACCCUGACCCCUAGCAGACAGGCCCAGCACAAAGUCCUGCACCUGGACUGGCCUAAGGACUGUGGCACGGCCCACUAUAAACCUAACAUGGUUGAACGGAUCGUCUCUGGAAACGAGGCCAGACCUCACUCCUGGCCAUGGCAGGUCUCCCUACAGGUUCGUCCCCGAGGCAGUAAGCACUACAUCCAUGUCUGUGGAGGAACUCUCAUCCACAAGAACUGGGUCCUCACUGCUGCUCACUGCUUCCAGAAGGGUAAAGCCGAGGAUGCUGGGAGUUGGAGGAUUGUCCUGGGGAAGCACCAGCUGAAACGUUCCGAAACACCCGAGAAGACUAUCCCGGUGAAGAGGAUAUAUCGUCACGAGCACUUCCGUUACCCCACGCACAGCGAGUUGGAUUACGAUAUCGCCCUGGUCAAGGCUGCCACCGACAUCGUGCCCACCAACCACAUACGCUAUGCAUGCCUGCCGCGCAAACAGAUCCGCCUGAAGCCAGGACAAUACUGCUGGGUGACCGGCUGGGGAGACACUCGGGGUGGGAAGGAGAACGUGUCUCUGGCUGAGGCUCUGAACCAGGCCCGUUUGCCCAUCAUCGACAUCAAGACCUGCCGUCAGAAGAAGUUCUGGGGAGACCGCGUCAGGGACUCCAUGAUCUGUGCCGGCUUCAGAGACACAGAAGGACCACCUGCUGCCUGCCAGGGUGACUCGGGCGGUCCUCUGCUGUGCCAGUUGGGGCGUGACAGGUGGGAGGUGCACGGUGUGGUGAGCUUUGGCCCCAUUGGCUGCACCGUGGAGAACAAGCCCAGCGUGUUCACCCGCACCGCCAAUUACAUCCCUUGGAUCGAGGCUACGCGCAUCAGAGACAUCUUCAUGCACUAGACUAGACCACACACAACCUGACAACCCCUCCACACCCCAAAACUAUAGCAUUUAUUUUUUGUGCAAGAUACCAUAUUGCCUCAGGCCACACACCCCUCUCCUGUGUCCAUAACCUGUGAGUCACUACAGUGACAUGAGACAACAUUUGAAUGAAGACAUUUUACAAUCAACAUUGUACUGAUCAUCAGCAUUUCAUUAAAUCAAGCCACCUGUCACGA